Messenger RNA from Puccinia triticina, 3039 nucleotides. RefSeq lists its product as uncharacterized. Bases 1 to 3039 code for a protein of 1012 amino acids. The transcript is spliced from 2 exons. Lineage: Eukaryota; Fungi; Basidiomycota; Pucciniomycetes; Pucciniales; Pucciniaceae. The record is from RefSeq and is a predicted model, not a curated record. Gene Ontology annotation, molecular function: nucleic acid binding; zinc ion binding. Gene Ontology annotation, biological process: DNA integration.
AUGUCCGAUCUACCCAAUCCUACACCUCCAUCAAAUAAUUCACCUAUCGAUUCUCAAAACCAUAUUCAACCUCCUUCGCCAAGCAUACAAGCUCAAACCGGCUUGCUCACUUCAUCCCACAUCCGCAACCAACAAAUCCAAGGCUUAGACGCCCUCACUAUUCCUUUUCUUGCUCUGCCCACCUCAUCCCCACACCACCCCGACAACAAAAAACCCAUCGCCAACAAACCUACUCGACAACCUACUCCCCCGAUCCCUCACUAUCACUUCACCCCUACACCUUUCAAUUCUUCCGCACCCCCCCAAUCUUCAUCCUCCUCCACCAACCCAACACCCACCGUAACUCCAUCUCAUCCCCCCGUCUCAACUCCUGCGGCUACCACGGCUACUGAUAACACGGUUUCCCCAACCCCAAUCACUACGAAAAAAGACAUAAAUCACGAGACACCCCCUCACAUGAUCCAGACCCAGCCCGUGCCAGCCACAAAUCCGUCUAUGCCGGACUUCGCCAACUCGCCCGCCGGUUAUUAUCCUCCCUUUCCCUACAUGUCUUACCCCUACCCGUACCACCAUCUCCCCUACGGUUUUCCACAAAACCAAUCUCCCGUGACACCUUCUCCCAAUCCCGUUCAACACCCCGCUUUCCCGGUCUUGUACAAUGCCGAUUUUUUCGACAAACCGACCACCAACAUCCAUCACGAGAAGAUUGGCCGGGCUAUUCUUCUCCACUCCAUCGACUCGUCUCUUGAGGACGGCAUCUCCUCGAUAUCAACCUGUCAUGAAGGUUUCAAGAACAUCAAAUCCCGCUUCAACUCGGUCUGCCGGGCCGCACAAAUCUCGACCCUGGACGCACUUCUGAAAAUCGACCCCGACUCGUUUGCGACUUCGGCUGCUUGUGGCGCUCGAAUGAACGAUCUCAUAACCGAUUUGAAAGAUCUGAACAUUGCCUUCACCGUGGACAACAUCCUCGGACUCCUUUUUCAGCGGAACCAACAAUCGGGUCCAGUUAAGCAAGAAAUGGCUCAGCGUGUCGAGCACAUCAUGUAUACGGACGCUCUUCACACGGCACCGACGUUUGAGAAGCUCCUGAAGAUGUACAAUGUUUGUCGCAACCAGGUUGCUCUUUCCGACUCCGGUGGUAACAACUCUCUUUUCCCUGACAUCCAAAGCCCACACCAUAUGAUUGCCGACGCCCCGGCGGAAAUUUUAGAGCCAGAGGCAACAGUGAACAAUGAUGAUGUUGCUGUGAACGCUGCACGACCCAAUAACAACUGUCAUAUAUGCCGACAGCCGGGUCAUUGGUCCAACUCCUGCCCCGCAAGGACCAAACCUGUCCCACAGAAAUCCGGUAACACCUCCAACUUUCGAAGUGCCCCACAAUAUUCUUCUCCGUCGUAUCUCCCCUACUGUCCUAUUGUUGUUGCCCCGAACUUCACACCCUAUGGACAACACAUUUUCCCCGGCAACCCAGGUUACCAGCCGGUCUUUGCGCCGCACAACAAUUCCAUUCCCCCCAAUCCUCCUCACUCUUGCAUUAACAACCAAUCUUAUGAUUCCUACAAACCCAACUAUGCAACCCAGAAGCCCGCCGUAUCGGCAAAGAACAUUGAUGUUGGGAACAUUGAGGACGAGAUUGCUGAGCUCCAAAUGACCGGAGAAGCUACAGCGGAAGCCAUUGGGCUUGGCUCGAACGUCAUCACUGACACGGGCGCUACUAAUCAUCUUACUGGAGACAGGUUUGCUCUUUUUAACUUUAAACUCCUCCAGAAACCUAUCCCCCUGAGAGUAGCAACUGACAGUUGCAACGAAUGUAUCACAGGGGUGGGGACAAUGGUUUUUCCUGGAAAGAGUGGAAUGACCAUCUCCGUUAACGGGGUUAUGUUCUGUGAGCAAGCAAAUGCCACCCUUAUCUCCCCUUCCGCACUCCGUCAUGCUAAUGUGUCCAUUAGCUAUGACACCUCUUCAGAUACCUUCCUCUUCCGAUCAAGCGAUGACCGAAUCCUCCUUGAGAGCAAACUUGACCCAACCGGUCGAUGUUGGACACUCCCGCGGCCUAUAUCUCGGACUCCGUCCGACGGAUCCCGCCUAAUCCAACCACCCAUCUCUAAAUCCGUUUCUAUUCCCAAUGUUAUGCCUUCCUCGUAUGAUCACCUUGCUGCAACCCCUGUUCCCUCCAAUGUUGAUGACAAGACUUCUGAAUUUAUCUUCUCCUAUCCCAUCGACAAACAAAGUUUCAAUUGGCAUGAAUCUGACCUCACAAAAGAUGAAAUGAAACUACUUUUUUGGCACCGAGUUUUUGGGCAUGCCGGACUACGUCGCAUCCAAAAGAUGAUUAAGUUGAACCUCGGCGUAGGACUUCCCACUAAUCUCCCUAAAGGGGAUAUUAAGUGUCCAGUUUGCAUGAUUGCUAAAGGCACUUGGACCAACACUCUACUCCCCACUUUCAGGCCAGUAGGCACCCUGGACAUCAUUGCCUGCGAUCUGAUGGGUCCUUUCGAGAUUCCGACCUUUGGAGACGGGAAAUAUAUCCUCGCCAUUCGAGAUAUUGCUACGUCUUAUAGCGAAAUUAAGAUAAUGUCAAAAAAGAGUGAGGCCACUCAAUUGCUAAUCGACCAAGUUCUACGUUUUGAAACAGCUACAGGCAAACGAGUCAGAUGCAUCCAAUCUGAUAACGGCGGGGAGUUUGAAACAAAAAUUCUAGCUGAUUUCAUCAAAAAGAAAGGCAUCAAGGCGGAGAGAUCGCUCCCAUACCACCAUUACCAGAAUGGGGCUAUCGAACGGUACAACAGGACAGUCUCCGACAUGGGAAGAGCGGUGCUCACUGACAGCCACCUACCGCGGAGCUUUUGGGGAUUCGCGUUUCUGUGGGCCAACUACACGCUCAACAGGGUUCCGAACAAAGUAAGUGGUAAUCAAACACCUUUUCAGGCGUUCUACGGCUAUAAACCAACCCUCGACCACAUGAGAGUGUUUGGAUGCCGCGCUUUUGUGCUGACCCCACCAGAAAAGCGAAAGCGUUUGGAUGACAGGGCCCUCUAG